Messenger RNA from Chilo suppressalis (striped riceborer), 2622 nucleotides. The record is from the annotation of a GenBank genome assembly. NCBI's taxonomy places the organism in Eukaryota, Metazoa, Arthropoda, Insecta, Lepidoptera, Crambidae.
UUGUUUGUCGGCUUGGCAUGGAUUCUUAGAUUACCUAACUUUAACUUUUAGUGUCUUAAGAUAUAUGUAAAACAUAAAUUAUUUCUAUUUUUUAUUGUUUACGAAGUUGUUCCAUACGAAGAAGUUCAAGGUACAUGUGUAAUAAUAAACAUGAUGAUGUAAAUAAUAAAAAACUCGGGCAACCUUCGUACAAAGUCAUGGUAUAUGACCGUGACCACGAUAGCUUUGCAGUAGUCAUUAAAAAUGAAAUUUCAAUCAUAGCACCUGUCUGAUGACAUUUUGGAUGUAUUGGACUAGUGAGUAUAUAAGCGAAUCACACUAGUAAAAGUAAAUCAGAUGUUGGAGAGCAGUUUGCUCAACAUGAGUCGCUUUGUAAUAUUUAUAAUUAAUAUAGUAAUCUUUCAACUUGCUGUUUGUGAAGAAAUAAUUUACUACCCUUCGAAAUCAUCACUAAAAAUUUAUAAAUCUGAUAAAAGCCCACAUAAGAUAAAGUAUGCGACUGAAUCUUCUAAUGUUUCAAACUCUUCAAUUAUCAAUAAUUGGAGAUAUUUCGUUGAUAACGAUUUUGAAGUCAAAACUAAAACAAAAAAAAGGGCAGUUGACCCUAUUUUCCACGGUCACCCUAAAACCAGAGAAGAACUUUGGAAUGAACAUUUUAUUAAUAAAAGUAGUGCAUUCGAUCAAACGCCUUCCUUAAUAAAGUUGAUUCACAAUAUUACCUUGACCUAUCUUAAUGAUUGUACACCAGUAUUGCUUUACGAUAGCCAAGUACAAUCACGCGAGAGCUAUUUAUUCCAGGAUCUCCUUAAAGAUUUUCCUGUGUCAUGCGUUCAUGGGUACAUCAACGAUGAUAAUAAAUUGAAAGAACCCAAUCUUUUGAUUCCUGCUGAAGAGUGUCUUCAUUACAUAGUUUUUCUAUCAGAUGUAUCAAGUAGUGCUAAAGUACUCGGUAAACAGUCACAAAGCAAAGUUGUAGUGGUCGCCAGGUCAUCACAAUGGGCAGUUAAAGAAUUUUUGUCUGGUCCAUAUUCAAGAAUGUUCGUGAAUUUACUAGUGAUUGGACAAAGCUUUAAAGACGAUGACGACGAUACAUUAGAAGCGCCAUACAUUUUAUAUACUCAUAAAUUGUAUACUGAUGGACUGGGUGCUAGUAAGCCAAUUGUCCUGAGUUCCUGGGCACAUGGAAAGUUUUCAAGAGAUGUGAAUUUAUUUCCUCGCAAGUUGACCGAAGGUUAUGCUGGACACCGAUUUAUCGUUUCUGCGUCUAAUCAACCUCCGUUCGUUUUUAGAAGGAUAAAAACAGAUCUAGACGGUGGCAAUCCAAAAGUGGUUUGGGAUGGGAUAGAAAUAAGGCUUUUACAACUUCUCGCCGAGAGGAAUAAUUUUUCGAUCGAGAUUUCCGAACCCCAGGAGCCUCAUUUAGGUGCUGGUGAUGCAGUCGCGAAGGAAGUGACCAUGGGUCGUGCUGACGUUGGUGUGGCGGGAAUGUAUUUAACAAGUGACAGGAUCAGAGAUAUGGAUAUGUCGUUUUCACAUUCCCACGACUGUGCUGUCUUUAUCACAUUGAUGUCCACAGCUCUACCACGAUACCGCGCCAUCCUUGGUCCAUUUCAUUGGCACGUCUGGGUGGCUUUGACAUUUACUUACCUAAUAGGAAUAUUUCCCCUGGCCUUCUCUGAUAAACAUACGCUUAAGCACUUGUUACAUAAUAGUGGGGAAAUUGAAAAUAUGUUUUGGUAUGUCUUUGGAACGUUCACCAAUUGCUUUACUUUUGCCGGGAAAAAUUCUUGGAGCAAAACCAAUAAAAUUACCACUAGGAUCUUAAUAGGGUGGUACUGGCUUUUCACAAUAAUAAUUACGAGUUGUUAUACUGGCUCUAUAAUAGCUUUUGUGACUUUACCUAUUUAUCCUGAGACUGUUGAUACGAUAGAUGAGCUUCUGAGAGGAUUUUAUCGUAUUGGAACACUAGACCGCGGUGGAUGGGAAAGGUGGUUUCUAAAUUCCUCGGAUGCGAAAACGAAUAAACUCUUUAAAAAGAUAGAAUUUGUCUCUAAUGUUGGAUUUGGCAUAAGGAAUACAACUAAAGCAUUCUUCUGGCCUUAUGCAUUUUUGGGUUCGCAAGCCGAACUGGAAUACAUUGUUCAAGCAAAUUUUACAAAGACGAAAUCAAAACGGUCGGUAUUGCAUAUAUCCAAUGAAUGUUUCGUACCAUUUGGCGUGUCCAUGAGUUUCCCGAAUAGCUCUUUAUAUUCUGCCAAAUUAAGCGCAGAUUUAAGAAGAAUGUACCAAACUGGAAUUGUGGAUAAGAUAGUAGAUGAAGUGCGCUGGGAGAUACAACGAAGUAGCACUGGUAAACUAUUAUCACCUAUUAAUGUACCCACUGCUGGGGCACAGGCCUUCCCUAUGGAUGAAAUAGGGAGAUUGGGCCAUGACCUACCACGCGGGCCCAGUGCGGAUUGGUGGGUGCUAACGACUGCAGAUGCAACCGGGACCAACGGCUUAACGUGCCUUCCGAAGCACGGAGGGGCUCGAGAUAGUAAAUUUUUGGUCACCCAUCCAAUGACCAACCACUGCGAAAGUUGCUUAAGUUUAACGAUCGCAGCCGAACACGCUAACCAGUAG